GUACUGGUUGUUCAAUGAAAAUUGAAUGACUAUGCCCUCUUUUGCGUGACAUGACACUUUCAGAUCAACAAUUCAUGAAUUCAAAAAAGGAGCCACCAAAGAAAAUCAAAGCAGUCAUGAAUGUGUGUAUCAAAUUGUAAAAAUCCAUAGAAUGCCUCUUUUCAACCUUUUUCAUAUCCACAGCCAAACAUGUCCUUCACUUUCGCUAAACAUGUCCUUCACUUUCGCUGUUCUAACAAUCCAUCUUUUUUAAUGCCAUUUGGGCUCUCUCCUCUGUUCUUUUGCACAGCAGUAUCAAAACAACACCUUAUUCUCACACAAUCUUUUUAAUAUAUUUUCUUGGUUUUCUUUCCUUCCACCGGAGAGACACUACAAUCUCUCUCUCUCUCUCUCCCCUCUGUUCAAGAAAGAAACAGAGAAAUGGAAACUAACCCAGCUUCCAAAUGGAGUUUUCUAUGGAUAUUGUUGAUUUGGGGAGUUCAAUUAGCACAAUGCAGUGUAAGUUACGAUAAUAAAGCUCUUAUCAUCAAUGGACAGAGAAGAAUUUUGCUCUCUGGCUCCAUACAUUACCCAAGAAGCACCCCUCAGAUGUGGGAAGGGCUUGUACAGAAGGCCAAAGAUGGAGGCUUGGAUGCUAUUGACACAUAUGUGUUCUGGAACCUUCAUGAACCUUCUUCUGGCAAUUAUAAUUUUGAAGGAAGAUGUGACUUGGUUCGAUUCAUAAAGGUGGUUCAGAAAGCAGGGCUAUAUGUUCAUCUUCGCAUUGGGCCUUAUGUUUGUGCAGAGUGGAAUUUUGGGGGUUUUCCCGUUUGGUUGAAGUAUGUUCCUGGCAUCAGCUUCAGAACAGAUAAUGAACCUUUCAAGACAGAGAUGCAAAGGUUCACCCAAAAAAUUGUCCAAAUGAUGAAGGAUGAGAAGCUGUUUAAGUCUCAAGGUGGUCCGAUCAUCAUGUCCCAGAUUGAGAAUGAGUAUGGACCCGAAAGCGAGGCAUUUGGUGGUGCCGGUUAUGCAUACAUGUCAUGGGCUGCGAAAAUGGCUGUUGAAUUGGGUACUGGGGUCCCAUGGGUUAUGUGCAGGGAAGACGAUGCUCCGGAUCCAGUGAUAAACACGUGCAAUGGUUUUUAUUGUGAUUAUUUCUCUCCAAACAAACCUUACAAACCCACAAUGUGGACUGAGGCUUGGAGUGGCUGGUUUACUGAAUUUGGUGGCCCAAUUCACCAACGACCAGUUGAAGAUUUAGCAUUUGCAGUUGCUCGGUUCAUUCAAAGGGGUGGCUCAUUUGUUAAUUACUACAUGUAUCAAGGAGGGACAAACUUUGGAAGAACAGCAGGAGGACCGUUCAUCACUACCAGCUACGACUACGAUGCUCCCCUUGAUGAAUAUGGCAUGAUUAGGCAACCCAAGUAUGGUCAUUUGAAGGAACUACAUAGCGCUAUUAAGCUGUGUGAGCGAGCUUUAGUUUCUGCUGAUCCUACUGUUACUUUGUUGGGAAGCUAUUCACAGGCACAUGUAUUCUCUUCCGAGUCAGGAGAUUGUGCGGCUUUUCUUUCAAACUACCAUUUAGAGACAACUUCAAGGGUGACAUUUAGAGGCGUGCACUAUGAUCUCCCGCCUUGGUCCAUCAGCAUUCUUCCCGAUUGCAAAAAUGUUGUCUUCAACACCGCCAAGGUCGGAGUUCAAACAUCCCAAAUGCAAAUGUUGCCAACCAAUGCUGAGCUUCUCUCUUGGGAAACAUUCAGCGAAGACAUAUCCUCAGCUGAUGAAGAUUCCAAGAUCACAGUUGUUGGUCUCUUAGAACAAUUAAAUGUUACCCGAGAUACCAGUGACUAUCUCUGGUACAUGACCAGUGUUGAAAUAAGUCCAUCCGAGUCGUUUCUGCACAGUGGCCAGCAUCUCACUCUCACUGUGCAGUCAGCAGGCGAUGCCUUGCAUGUGUUCACAGAUGGACAACUAUCUGGGUCUGCCUUCGGAACUCGGAAAAACAGAAAAUUUACUUUUACAGCAAAUGCCAACCUGCAUGCUGGAACAAACAGAAUUUCACUACUCAGUGUAGCUGUUGGAUUGCCGAACAAUGGGCCCCAUUUUGAGACAUGGAACACAGGAGUCCUUGGGCCGGUGGUUCUACAUGGUCUAGACGAAGGAAAGAGGGACUUGUCUUGGCAGAAAUGGACGUGCAAGGUUGGGCUUAAAGGAGAAGCGAUGAAUCUAGUUUCUCCAAGCGGAAUUUCACACGUUGAUUGGAUGAAAGGGUCCUUGUUCAUGCAAAAGCAACGGCCCCUUACAUGGUAUAAGGCUUAUUUCAAUACACCGGACGGAGAUGAGCCAUUGGCCCUAGACAUGGGCAGCAUGGGAAAAGGUCAAGUAUGGAUCAAUGGGGAGAGCAUUGGAAGAUAUUGGACUAUCUAUGCCAAUGGUAAUUGCUCUCAGUGUAGUUAUUCCGGAACAUUUCGACCCACAAAGUGCCAACUUGGUUGUGGUCAACCAACUCAAAGAUGGUACCAUGUUCCUCGGUCAUGGUUGAAGCCGACCCAAAAUCAACUGGUUGUUUUUGAAGAACUCAGUGGAGAUGUAUCAAAGAUUUCUCUGAUGAAAAGAUCAGUGAACAGUGUAUAAUUUUUGGACAGGGUUGAAUCAUAGGCUUUUAAAGUCCAUUACUCAUGAGCUUUGGGUGGACUUGGGAUCCUAUUCUUGCACCUCUUAACCAAUAAACCAAAGUCGAAGAUGAAAAGACAGUGUCAUUGUAUUUUGUUUGUAAAUGUGGGGAAAUCAAACCCCAAUCAAGGGUAAGUUUUUAUUUAUUUGUUUUUAUUAAUAUAUUUAUGAUGAGAAAUUUUCCAAAACAGAACCCUUUGUAUUCAUCUUUGCAGAGUAAUUUUGGAUACCUGCAAUUAUUUGCAAAUUACAUAUUGUGAUUAAUCAAAUUGAUGUAAGUCAAAUACUACAUAAGUUGAAGUUACAUCAA
This is a messenger RNA of Camellia sinensis, 2962 nucleotides long. The record is from RefSeq and is a predicted model, not a curated record. NCBI's taxonomy places the organism in Eukaryota, Viridiplantae, Streptophyta, Magnoliopsida, Ericales, Theaceae.